AUGUGCUCUCGAAGCAACGCAUACCAGCCUUGUAUAUUGUGGUACGGUGGCUCACAGCUUGUGUGUAUCUGGGAGUUCAUGCUAGUUUAUGGCACGACGUCCUGUAGAACAAGGCGAACAGCCGUGGAGUCGAGUGGACGGUUCGCAACCGAGGCAGCGUCAUGGUCGACAAAAGCGGUACGACGAAAAAUAAUCACCCUACGGAUUUCCAUCAGCAUCAAAAGAGACCGGGUUGGAAGGACUGAGCCGGUACGCGGAAGGCGAUGCCAUAGAGCCCGAGCUCCCUAUUGCGCCGCCUAUAAAGACCGUCCGAAAGAUUUGGUUGGCAUACAUAUCCAGUCUCUCCUCAUUAAGAUGCCAUCGUCGGGGGUACGCAACAGCUGUGGCGACACCAUCCUGUGCGCUGUGAAGCACCCGAAGAUCGCUACUCCAGAGACGAUUGGAAAUAAGAAAGAAUACUCGGCCACCUGGGAAAGUCAGCGAAUGAGGCCUAAAGGCUGA
This is a messenger RNA of Plenodomus lingam JN3, 501 nucleotides long. Lineage: Eukaryota; Fungi; Ascomycota; Dothideomycetes; Pleosporales; Leptosphaeriaceae. The record is from RefSeq and is a predicted model, not a curated record.